UAACAGCUGAUUUUCGUGUUUCUUUGGUUACAUAGUCUGUUAGUUCCUUUGUGUUGUUUAAUGUAACCUCAAAAUUAGUGUUUUUUGAAUAAUAAAACAUAUAGAUUAUUAUAAAAGUUAUGCCAAUUAAUAAAAUAAAAUGGUAACUGAGGCACCACUAAUAUGGAAUAACUUAAGAGGAAUUGUAUGCAUUUUUAAACCAGCUGAGUAUUCUGUUAAAAGACUUAGAAGUGCCUUAAUACACAAACUAUGCCAAGAUAUGAAUAAAUUAGAAGUUAGACCACCUAUUGACUAUGUAGCAAUUGAAGGCAACCCAUCUAAUAAACUAAGUGUGUCAAUAAAACCAAAUUUAGCAGACCAUCCCUUGGUAGUUGGUCCUCGAUAUCAAGAACAAGACUUUGUUAUCAGUUGGUCAAACUUUUUAGGCUGGAAUACAAGCGGAGUUUUAUUAUUUGGUUUAAAAUCUGGUACUAAACAGGCAAAAUAUAUAAGGGAAAACAAAUCGGCUAGGGCAUAUAGAGUAAAAGGUAUUUUAGGUCAGGCAACUGAUAAUUGUUAUAGAACAGGAAAAGUUAUCGAAAAAUCAACAUGGAAACAUGUAAAAAGGGGGCAUAUGGAAAAAUUUUUAAGUGCAAUGCAAGCCUCACAUCAAAAAAAAAUGUUCGAAUUAUGUGGGGUAGAUAUGCAAUCAGAGACAGCUUAUGAACUAGCUGUAAAAGGAUUGUUGAGACCAGCUAACUCAAAAAUACCUGUAAUUUAUGGCAUAAAAUGUGUUGAAUUUCAGCCUCCUAACUUUACUUUGGAAAUACACUGCAUAAAUGAAUAUGAGACUUAUCUAAUGCACCUUGUUCAUGAAAUUGGUACAAAACUGCACUCUACAGCUCAUUGUACUGCUCUUCAGUGCAUUAGGCAUGGCGGAUUUACACUACAGCAUGCACUUCUUAUGAAACAUUGGGACUUAGCAAAUAUAUUAGAUAAUAUAGCCAUUUGUGAUCAAAUUUUAAGAGAUACUAAUAGUAAUAUACCUCAGCAAAAUGCGACUUUAGUAUAGAUAAUAAAUAAUUUUAAGUUUC
Sitophilus oryzae (rice weevil) is the source of this 1073-nucleotide messenger RNA. Its product is annotated as mitochondrial mRNA pseudouridine synthase Trub2. Gene Ontology annotation, molecular function: RNA binding; pseudouridine synthase activity. NCBI's taxonomy places the organism in Eukaryota, Metazoa, Arthropoda, Insecta, Coleoptera, Curculionidae. Gene Ontology annotation, biological process: RNA processing; pseudouridine synthesis. The coding region runs from base 140 to 1051 and encodes 303 amino acids. The transcript has 6 exons. The record is from RefSeq and is a predicted model, not a curated record.